Molecule: messenger RNA, 735 nt
Organism: Musa acuminata AAA Group (dessert banana)
Lineage: Eukaryota; Viridiplantae; Streptophyta; Magnoliopsida; Zingiberales; Musaceae
Product: probable protein phosphatase 2C 8
Exons: 1
Coding region: 1-735 (244 amino acids)
Biological process (GO): peptidyl-threonine dephosphorylation
Cellular component (GO): nucleus
Molecular function (GO): cation binding; protein serine/threonine phosphatase activity
Source: RefSeq, a predicted model, not a curated record
AUGGAGGGGACCAGCAACACCAACACAAGCAACCACCACCGCCGCUGCCGGGACCGCCGCUCCCGCCCCCAGAACCUUAACCCCCAUAAGCGCAUCCGCGAAGAGGGCGAGAGCUCUGGUUCCGCCUGCAGCAUCUCCCCUGCGGCCCCCCCCGUCCGCCAGCCCUCCGAGGACGACGGCGGCGGGGAGACUGAGGCAGAGGGCGCGGCUGACGGCUUCGUGAUCCUCCUCGCCGAGCCCGUGCCGUCGAGGCGCGUGCGGGACGCGCACUGCCCGUCGCACGGAUCUGUAUCCCUAGUGGGAAGGCGGAGGAACAUGGAGGACGCAGUGGUCGAGGUGACGGGGUUCGCGGCGGGCGGGUACGGAUACUUCGCGGUGUACGAUGGGCACGGAGGAGCAACAGUAGCGCAGGCGUGCCGAGACAGGCUGCACGUGGCGGUCGCAGAAGAGGUGGGGCGGCGGAGGGCAGCGGGGGAGGGGGAGGGGGUGGACAUGUGGAGGCGGGCGUUGGUAGCGGGGUUCGCGCGGGUGGAUGCGGAGGUGAUGGGGGAGACAAGGCAGCUGCGACAGGGGAUGGUGGGGUCGACAGCGGUGGUGGCGGUGGUGGCGGAGAAGUGGAUAAUAGUGGCCAACUGCGGUGACUCCAGGGCUGUGCUCUCACGUGGCGGAGUGGCCGUGCCCCUCUCCAUCGAUCACAAGGUCUACUUCUUCCUUCCUAUUCCUUUCUUUCUCUAG